GGCAAAUAGUUGAGCGCCGGGGCUACUCUCGUUCGUUGGGCCGGGCCUGCAUAUUUUGAGCAGCCCUGUCAGAGCUUGUAAACUACUUCCAUAUUUAGUCAGAAAAGAUACAUUCUAGGGCGGCCGCGUGCUUCGGUGUGCAAAACUUGGUCCACGAUCCAGUCGGCCGCGCGCACCAGGCGCUGCGUUUAGGCGAGGAAGGGCGUCUGCAUGGCUCCUCGCUCUGACGACGAGGACGGGCGCCGGGGCGGCGGGUCCAGGCGGAAGGACCGCCGGAGCCCGAGCCCCUCCUCCUCGGGCAGCUCUGGCAGCAGCAGCUCCUCCGGAAGCAGCUCCAGCUCAGACUCAGACUCCGAACCCCCCCGCCGCGAUCGUGGCAGUGACCGCGGCCCCGACCGGCGCGAGUCUGAGCGUGAGCGCGAGCGCGAGGAGCGCCCCGCCGGGGACAGGCCCAGCGGGGCCGACAAGCAGCGGGCGGAGGGCGAGGACAAGGAUGCCGCCGGCGCCAGCGACGCAGCGCCACCCGCCGCCGGGCCAGACGCGCCAAAGGAGAGCGAGCGGGCGGCCGGAGACGACAAGGCCGCAGCAGAGGCAGGCCCCGACGGGGACCAGCCCCGCCGCAGCGUCUUUGACCGGCUAGGCGGCGGAGCAGCAGGUGGUGGUGGCAGCGGCCGUGACCGUGAACGCGGCGGUGACCGUGAUGAGGACCGGUACCGCAGCGGCGACCGCGACCGGGACCGCUACGAGCCCGAGCGCGACCGGCGGCGUGGCGACGACGACCGCUAUCGCCGUGGUGGCAGCUACGACGACCGGGACCGGCGGGACCGGGACCUCGACCGGGACCGCCGCGACCGCGACCGUGACAGGGGCUAUGACCGGGACCGGGAGCGGGAGCGGGAGCGGGACCGGGAGCGCUACAGGGAUGACGACCGCGACCGCAGGGACCGCGACCGGGACCGCAGCCGGGAGCGGGACCGCAGCCCGCGCAAGAGGCGGCGAGACGACGAGGCGGAUGAGCCGCGGCGCGAGCCCGCGGCCGAUGCCGCCGACGCCCCGGCGAACGGCGGUGCGGUGGACGCGGGCGCCGCUGCUGGCGCGGAGGGCGCUGAGGCGGUUGCAAGGAAGCCCGUUGCCCUGGGCAAGACCGGCGGCGUGUACAUCCCGCCCUUCAAGCUGGCGCGCAUGAUGGCGGAGCAGGGCGCGCAGGACAAGGCAUCUCCCGAGUACCAGCGCCUUACGUGGGAGGCUCUGAAGAAGUCGCUGAACGGCAUCAUCAACAAAAUCAACACCGUCAACAUUAAGAACAUGCUGCCCGAGGUGUUCAGAGAGAACCUGAUCCGCGGCCGAGGCCUGUUCUGCCGCUCUCUGAUGAAGAGCCAGGCCGCCUCGCCCGGCUACUCGCCCGUGUAUGCGGCGCUGGUGGCGGUGGUGAACACCAAGUUCCCCGAGCUCGGCGAGCUGCUGCUCAGCCGCCUCAUCCUGCAGUUCAAGCGCUCCUUCAAGCGCAACGACAAGCCGGUGUGCACAGCCGCUGCCAAGUUCCUGGCGCACCUGGUCAACCAGGGUGUGGCGCACGAGGUGCUGGCUCUGGAGGUGCUGAUCCUGCUGCUGGAGGCGCCCAGCGAGGACAGUGUGGAGAUGGCGGUGGAGUUCGUGCGGGAGGUGGGCGCGCACCUGCAGGACGUGGCGCCGCAGGGGCUGCACGGUGUGUUUGAGCGCUUCCGCGCCAUCCUGCACGAGGGCUCCAUCAGCAAGCGCGUGCAGUUCAUCAUCGAGGGCAUGUUCGCGCUGCGCAAGGCCGGCUUCGAGGCGUCCGGCUUCCCCGCGCUCAAGCCCGAGCUGGACCUGGUGGAGGGGGAGGACCAGAUCACACACGAGAUGGGGCUGGACGACGCACUGCAGGCGCAGACCAACCUGGACAUUUUCCGUGUGGACCCCGACUAUGAGGAGGAGGAGCGCAAGUACGCCGUCAUUGCCAAGGAAAUCCUGGGAGACGAGGAGGAGGAGGAGGGCGGCGGAGGAGCAGAGGGGGCGGCAGGAGAGGCGGCGGACGACGAGGACUCCAGCGACGACGAUGACGACGACGAGGAUGGCGGCGACCCGGGCAGCGGCGGCGGCGGCGGCAGCGGCGGCGGCGGCAUCCACGACGCCACCGCCACCAACCUGGUGAACCUGCGCCGCACCAUCUACCUGACGCUCAUGUCGUCGUUCGACUUCGAGGAGGCCGGUCACAAGCUGCUCAAAAUCGGCAUCCAGCCGGGACAGGAAAUUGAGCUGGUGACCAUGAUCAUCGAGUGCUGCAGCCAGGAGCGCACCUUCAAGCGCUUCUACGGACUGCUGGCGCAGCGCUUCUGCUACCUCAACCGCGCCUACGCCGAGCAGUUCGAGGACUGCUUCCGCAAGCAGUACGCCGUCAUCCACCGGCUGGAGACCAACAAGCUGCGCAACGUGUCGUGCCUGUUCGCGCACCUGCUGGCCACUGACGCGCUGCCUUGGAGCUCGCUGUCGUGCAUCAUGCUGACGGAGGAGGAGACCACCUCCUCCAGCCGCAUCUUCAUCAAGUACCUGUUCCAGGAGCUGUCCAGCACCAUGGGCCUGGUGAAGCUCAACCAGCGCCUGAACGACCCCGCCUUCAGCCCCUGGUUCGAGGGGCUGUUCCCGCGCGACUCGCUCGGCAACAUGCGCUUCUCAAUCAACUUCUUCACCUCCAUCGGUCUGGGCGGUGUCACCGACGUCAUGCGCGAGCAGUACAAGUCGGCAGUGGCGGCGCAGGCGGCGGCGCAGCAGCAGCAGGUGGCCAAGCGCAUGCUGGGCAGCGGCAGUGGCAGCGACAGCGGCAGUAGCAGCAGCGACAGCAGCAGCAGCGACGACUCCUCGUCCGACAGCAGUAGCAGCAGCGACUCGGACAGUGAUGACAGCCGUGGGCGGCGGCGCAGCAAGGGCAAGGGUAAGGGAAAGAAGAGCGACAAGAAGAAGAAGAGCAGUAAGAGGCGGUAGCGCGCCCAGGAGGGGCGCCGGUGAAGUGCCGAGUGACGGGAUGGGACAGGUGGGGUGGCGUUGUGUGGAGGUUGGUGGUGAAGCGAAUAGCAGUUGGUUGCAGCAUGUGUGGUUUGCGUCCGAUGGGCCAAGAGUAGGAGGGCGCUCGUACAUGUGAGCGAGGCGGGAAAAUGAUUGGAAGCCGGUUUGCGCCGGUGCCACGAGUACCCUGGAAGCUAGGUGGUGUUGCUUGGUUCGUGUCAACACAUUAUGGUGCACAGUCGGGAGUGGCGAGUGGCAGCCGCUGUCGCCUGACUCGCCGCGCGGACGUGCGCAUGGAGCCGUGUGGAGCGCCCGCGUCGAGUGUGAGGAGUGGGGGUGUUGGGAGAGCUGGAGGUGCGGAGGGUUCGCUUCAGGCACGGCAUGUUGGAGGGACUCGUGCGGCUGCGGGGAACAAGCAUCCCGACUGCUGGUAGUGGACCAGGUGGAGGGACAGCACUGUGCGCGUGGCCGCCGCACGUGUAAACAGUUCUGGCA
Chlamydomonas reinhardtii is the source of this 3513-nucleotide messenger RNA. RefSeq lists its product as uncharacterized. NCBI's taxonomy places the organism in Eukaryota, Viridiplantae, Chlorophyta, Chlorophyceae, Chlamydomonadales, Chlamydomonadaceae. Bases 211 to 2997 code for a protein of 928 amino acids. Gene Ontology annotation, cellular component: catalytic step 2 spliceosome. The transcript is spliced from 14 exons. Gene Ontology annotation, molecular function: protein binding; RNA binding. Gene Ontology annotation, biological process: mRNA splicing, via spliceosome. The record is from RefSeq and is a predicted model, not a curated record.